AUGUAUCUGGUUCUACUCUUCUUCGCACCCUUUAUCCUUUCGUCACCUAUUUCGCUGGACAAGAGAUACACAGCUAUCCGAAUCAAGUCCUACAGGAAUUAUGAAUGUCUUCAUCCUUUCGGUCAACGAUCUACCUGGGGAAUGGGCACGCGAGUAGGCACUACUCCAUGUGACAGAGCCGCAUUGUGGAAUGCCAGUCCGGGGAGUGGUAGUGUUAUCUUGUACAACACAGAUCUAGCUUUGGAUGCUGGUACAGGACGAGACAACAAUGAACCUGUUCAACUCGCUGCAAGCUGGCCAGGAACGUUCCAACAGACAUGGUACUGGACAGACGAUAAUCGACUUGCUAUCACCGGUGGAGAUCAAUGCCUCGAUCAGGGAAAUGAAGCAGAGGGAACGCAGACUUGGCGAUGCACGACGGGCAAUACCAAUCAAAUCUGGACACUUCUCACCCCCACACCCGAAUAUCCCGAGUUUGAUCCACCAUUUGGUACUGUGUAUGAAGAUGCCCCCGAUGGUGGCAAAAGACUACUUCCAUAUCAAAGACCUGAUUUGGCACUCACUCUUGAUGGAGGACUACAACCCGAUGCUAGAAGUGCUGUAAUUGCUUACUCUCAGCCCACAGAUGGACCGUUUGCUGCGGCUCAACUCCUGAAUCUAACAAUUGGUACCAACCUCAAGAUAUCAUCUGCUUUCGACGAGACCACAUGCCUAGAUGCAGGUUAUAGACCAGGCAAUGGUGCACUUGCAAGAUUUACAGGAUGCGGAGGGGCAGCUAGGUGGGAUUGGGAUGGAGAGAAGUUGAGAAUCACUAAUUCCAAUCUAUGUUUGGAUGUACGAGCCGAAUCAAUCCGUCUGAACGAGAUACUCAAACAGCUUCAGGUAUGGGAAUGUGCUGAGGGUAAUACCAAUCAAGAGUUCUUUACUUUGGGCUAG
This is a messenger RNA of Kwoniella mangroviensis CBS 8507, 936 nucleotides long. RefSeq lists its product as uncharacterized. Bases 1 to 936 code for a protein of 311 amino acids. NCBI's taxonomy places the organism in Eukaryota, Fungi, Basidiomycota, Tremellomycetes, Tremellales, Cryptococcaceae. The record is from RefSeq and is a predicted model, not a curated record. The transcript has 6 exons.